UUGCAUAAUUAAGUCUCCGAGAGCUCUAGCUUCGGUUCUGCUCAAUGUGGAUCCUACAUAUAUGCUCCGAUUGAGCUUACCACAACAGCAACUUCGGGGGAAGACCGGAGAUAAAUCUGUGGCAGACACGCUGCGGCAUUUGAAGAGAUUCGAGAACUUGAACAUGUUGGAUUUGGGUGGCCAAGUGAGACACGAAUCAGAAUUGGACGCAGUCAAGGAUGUCCUCGUUCAUCUGAGAGGGCUCAGAGAGAUUGUUUUCGUCGACCUACUGUGA
This is a messenger RNA of Dicrocoelium dendriticum, 274 nucleotides long. The record is from the annotation of a GenBank genome assembly. NCBI's taxonomy places the organism in Eukaryota, Metazoa, Platyhelminthes, Trematoda, Plagiorchiida, Dicrocoeliidae.